Molecule: messenger RNA, 722 nt
Organism: Camelus dromedarius (Arabian camel)
Lineage: Eukaryota; Metazoa; Chordata; Mammalia; Artiodactyla; Camelidae
Gene: TNNI2
Product: troponin I2, fast skeletal type
Exons: 8
Biological process (GO): cardiac muscle contraction; skeletal muscle contraction
Cellular component (GO): troponin complex
Source: RefSeq, a predicted model, not a curated record
CCUCGCUCCCAGCACUGCUGCCCAGACGCAAGGCUCGAAGCCCAGGACCUCACGAUGGGGGAUGAGGAGAAGCGCCACAGGGCCAUCACGGCCCGGAGACAGCACCUGAAGAGUGUCAUGCUCCAGAUCGCGGCCACGGAGCUGGAGAAGGAGGAGAGCCGCCGGGAGGCGGAGAAGCAGAACUACCUGUCUGAGCACUGCCCUACGCUGAGCAUCCCUGGGCCCAUGGCCGAGGUGCAGGAGCUCUGCAAACAGCUGCACUCCAAGAUCGACGCGGCUGAGGAGGAAAAGUAUGACAUGGAGGUGAAGCUGCAAAAGAGCACCAAGGAGCUGGAGGACAUGAACCAGAAGCUGUUCGACCUGAGAGGCAAGUUCAAGAGGCCCCCCCUGAGAAGGGUGCGCAUGUCUGCCGACGCCAUGCUCAAGGCGCUGCUGGGCUCCAAGCACAAGGUGUGCAUGGACCUGCGGGCCAACCUGAAGCAGGUCAAGAAGGAGGACACCGAGAAGGAGCGGGACCUGCGCGACGUGGGUGACUGGAGGAAGAACAUCGAGGAGAAGUCGGGCAUGGAGGGCCGCAAGAAGAUGUUUGAGUCGGAGUCCUAGGCCACUCGCCGCCCCCUUGCAGCCCCCACGCCGCCUGCACGCCGCCCAGGGCUCCCAGCUCCCGGGGCCCCGCCCGGACGCCCAGGCCUGUGGGCAAUAAAGGAUUCCAACCCCCGUGA